AAUCUGUUUCAUAAUAUCAUUUAACAGCAUAAGUAAGGGACUAGCAGAUAUAGCCCUGGUAAGAACAGGAAGCUCCUUUGGAAUCUACUAAACGUUUCUAAGGAAAAUGCAGCUGCUCCUCUACCUGCUCCUGCUGGUGGCCUGGAUUCCAAAAGCUAUUUUCUGCCAAUCUGACACUAAAGAGCAGAGUCCUCAGGCCAACCCUGGACUGGCCUAUCACAAAAUAAGGCCUGCAAAUUCAGAAUUCACUGGAAGAUUGUUAAAGCUGUUGGUUUCUGAAAAUCCUCACAAGAAUAUCUUCUUCUCUCCUGUGAGCAUUGCCACUGCCUUUGCUAUGCUCUCUCUGGGGGCCAAAUCGGCCACCCUAACUAACCUUUUGGAGGGGCUGGGUUUUAAUCUCACAGAGCUUCAGGAAAGGGAGAUCCACAAAGGUUUCCAAGAUCUUGUCCAUCUACUGAACAACACAGAAGGCAAAGUUCAGCUGGAAAGUGGCAAUGGCCUCUUUAUUAAUGAUCAGCUGGAACCACUCCAAAAGUUCUUAGAUGAUGUCAAGAACUUAUAUGGAGCCGAAGUGUUUGCUGCAAACUUCAAAGAUUCUGAAGGUGCUAAGAAGCAGAUUAAUGAUUAUGUAAAUGAGAAAACACAUGGAAAAAUUCCAGAAUUAAUCACGCAUCUAGACCCUGCCACGUUAAUGGUUCUCAUAAACCACAUUUUUUUUAAGGGAAAUUGGGAGACCUCUUUUAAUUCCACCCUUACUGAGCUGCAAGACUUUCAUGUAGAUAAGAACACAACAGUACAAGUGCCAAUGAUGAUGAAAAGGGAAAAACUGUACUAUCACCGUGAUGAUGAGCUGUUCUCUUCAAUGGUCAUCCUGCCCUAUGAGGGGAAUGCCUGCUUAAUUUUAGUUCUACCAGAUGAAGGCAAAUUGGAGCAGGCACUGGAUGCUAUAAUCUCUGGAAAAGGAAUAUCACGUUCUAGGUUUUUGGAAAAAAGGAAGGUGGAUAUUUAUCUGCCCCGGAUCUCAAUCUCCACAAGUUAUGAUCUUGAACACCUGCUUCCAAAAAUCGGCAUAAGAGACAUAUUCACUGACAACGCAGACCUCACAGGCAUCUCCACAGAAUUCAAACUACAAGUUUCCAAGGUGUUACACAAGGCAGCGCUUGAGGUGAACGAAAAUGGCACCGUGGCAGCUGCUGUCACAGACAUUGAAAUCCAGCGCAAUAUAGCGGCUCCCCCUGUCAUCGUAAAUUUCAACAGGCCCUUCUUUAUGUCCCUUAUGGAUACAAACAUUCACCAGCACUUAUUUGUGGGGAAAAUUGUCAACCCCACAGCUGAUGAACUACGACCCUUGGAUAUGGAGUCUACUUACAUGUGGAUGCUGGUGGCUGGGAUUCUAGUUGUUGGCCACUGUCAGCCUCUUCCUGACUGUAAGGGAAAUAAUAAGACAGAGAUCUACUUACAGGAUGAAACUCACUCAGAAACAUCCCUACCAUGCCAUAAAAUCUCCACUGGCAAUACCAAUUUUGCCCUACACUUAUACAAAGAACUAACUUCGGCAGCCCCCAGUGACAACAUUUUCUUCUCCCCCGUGAGCAUCUCCAUGGCUCUGGCCAUGUUGUCCCUUGGGACCCAACCUACAAUUCGAACUCAGAUACUAGAGGGGUUGGGCUUCAACCUCACAGAGACACCUGAGUCUGAGAUCUACAAGAGUUUCCAGCAUCUCAUCCAUAAGCUAAACCUGAGCAGCAAAAAACAUGAACUGAAAAUAGGAAGUUUCAUGAUCCUGGACAAGCAGUUAAAACCACUUCAGGAAUGGCAUAGCAUCAAGGAGUUGUAUGAAGCCACAACACUUUCCAUCAACUUCACUAAUUUUUUCUCGACUAGGAGACAGAUUAGCAAAUACAUAGAGAACCAAACCUAUGGGAAAAUUAGAGAAUUUCUUCAAGAUUUCAAUCAAGACACUGUGAUGGUACUUGUGAAUUCCAUAUUUUUUAAAGCCAAAUGGAUGCACCCUUUCAAACACUAUUGGAUUAAGAAGCAUCAGAGUUCUUCUGUCGAUGAGAAGAUCAUUAGGCCCUCUAUGAUGCACCAAAAGGCACAACAUCGGUUUUUGUAUGAUAAGGAGCUGGCCUGCAUUGUACUCCAAAUGGAAUACACUGAGGACGUCCUCAUCCUUCUCGUUCUGCCAGAUGAAGGGAAAAUGAGGCAAGUAGAAGAUUCUCUGAAGCCAGAGACCCUGAAGAAAUGGAACAAAUUACUAUUGCCCAGUCUACUAAAUUUACAUUUGCCAAAGUUUUCAAUUUCUGGGGCAUACAGCCUGGAAAAAAUACUUUCCAAAAUGGGUUUUUCCAGUAUAUUCACUCCAGAAGUCAAUCUAUCCAACAUCACUGAACAACCACACCUGGCAGUCUCAAAGUUGCUACAUCAAGUUACAGUGGACAUGAAUGAGAAAGGCACCAAGGCUGCAGCCACCUCCAUCCUCCUAUCCCAGCCUGAGACCCCGAGCCAAGCAUCUCCACUGACUGUUCAUUUUGACAGGCCCUUCCUACUACUGAUUUGGGAAGUGUCUGCCCAGAGUUUGCUUUUCCUUGGAAAAAUUAUAACCCCAACUGCAAGUUAACUUUGGUAAGAGAAUGGGAGCCAUUUUCAGAAAAGUUGCUGGGUUGGGUGUUUUUGUUUGUUUGUUUGUUUUUCAUCUCUGGUUUUCUUGCAUGAAGUAGGCAGCGGUAAAAUAUUUCAAUAGUGAAUGGCAUCAACAACAGUAAUAAUAAAAAUUUUUUGGACAUAAUAUUUUAUGAACAUAAAGUAUAUCUUCUUGUGGUCUGAUGGCCCUGGA
Phascolarctos cinereus (koala) is the source of this 2836-nucleotide messenger RNA. Its product is annotated as alpha-1-antiproteinase 2-like. Lineage: Eukaryota; Metazoa; Chordata; Mammalia; Diprotodontia; Phascolarctidae. The record is from RefSeq and is a predicted model, not a curated record. Gene Ontology annotation, molecular function: serine-type endopeptidase inhibitor activity.